This is a messenger RNA of Emiliania huxleyi CCMP1516, 483 nucleotides long. RefSeq lists its product as hypothetical. The annotation marks the transcript as partial. The record is from RefSeq and is a predicted model, not a curated record. The transcript is spliced from 2 exons. Gene Ontology annotation, cellular component: cytoplasm. Lineage: Eukaryota; Haptophyta; Isochrysidales; Noelaerhabdaceae. Gene Ontology annotation, molecular function: protein binding.
AUGCCGAUCCGCCGCAUCUCCCCGGAGCUGAUCGACGAGGUGUGCGGCUCGGUCACUCCCACAUUGUCGGUGCUGAACCUGUCGCACAACGAGAUUGCGACCGUCGAGAACCUGGACCGGCUCGCAGCGCUCACGCGCCUCGACCUCAGCCACAACCGCAUCACGCGUCUCACCGGCCUCGAGAGCCUCAGCCGGCUGUCGUUUCUCUCGCUCACGUCCAACCGGCUCCGCGCCGUCACGGGCCUCGAGCACCUCCGACUCCUCGAGGUGCUGCUCCUCGGCGACAACCAGCUCGGCUCCGUCGCGUGCCUGCGCGCCCUCUCGUGGCUGCCAGAGCUGCGCACGCUCACGCUCGCAGGCAGCAACCCGCUCGCCGACGCCUCAUCACACACCGCCUUCGUCGCGAGCCUCCUGCCGCGCCUCACGCUGCUCGACGGCGAGCCGCUGCGAGGGCGAGAGAGCCCGCCGCUCGGCGCCCUCGCG